Podarcis muralis (Common wall lizard) is the source of this 3928-nucleotide messenger RNA. It is a transcript of the gene NUP58, whose product is annotated as nucleoporin 58. The record is from RefSeq and is a predicted model, not a curated record. Gene Ontology annotation, biological process: nucleocytoplasmic transport. Lineage: Eukaryota; Metazoa; Chordata; Lepidosauria; Squamata; Lacertidae. Gene Ontology annotation, molecular function: structural constituent of nuclear pore. Gene Ontology annotation, cellular component: nuclear pore.
CAUGCGCGAAGGGAAAAGAACGUGCGACGGAGUUUCCCUCCGACGUUUAUUUGCGGCGCCGCCGGUGGCGUAAUUCGAGCUCCCGAAUCUUGCCGCCUUUUGAAACUUCCCGCCGGGGAGAACUCCGAAGAGCCGCAGCCUGACAGGGCGGCUGCAGUUCAGAGAGCUCCGGCCAUAACGACCCCACAUCCCACGCUUGGGAGUGGGGGGGGGGGUCUCCUUUCCCCCCUCGCCGCCGCCAUGUCGGCGGGCUUCUCCUUCGGAGCCGGGACUCUGCCUUCGGCUACCGCAGCUGCUGCUGGUACUGGAGGCGGCGGCGGAGGGGGCUUCUCGUUUGGAGGCACCCCGAGCUCAACUGGAGGGCUUAAUUUUGGGACAUUGGGCUCGACAGCUACAGCAACUACAACCGCUUCAUCGGUAGGCUUUGGAACUGGACUUUUUAGCUCAAAACCUGCCACUGGUUUUACAUUGGGAGGGGCUAAUACAGGAACAGCAACCUCCAUGGCUACAGGAUUGACACUUGGCACACCUGCUUCUACUUCUGCAAGUACCCCAGGACUUAGUCUAGGAUUCAGCAAACCUGCAGGAUCAGCCACACCAUUUGCUUUGCCUAUCUCUUCUGCCACCUCUGGCCUCUCACUUUCUUCUGCUCUUGCAUCUGCUCCAGCAACAGGUUCCACUGGCUUUACGCUGAACUUGGGAGGCACAGCUCCAACCACAACAGUAUCCACAGGACUUUCUCUUGGGGGAGCCUUAGCUGGUUUAGGAGGGACACUCUUCCCAAAUGCAAGCUCAGCUGCUACAGGGCUCGGACAGAAUGCUUUCGGUUUGACUCUAGGGACGGCUGCAGCACCUGCUACUACAGUUAAUGAAGGUCUUGGGGGCAUAGACUUCAGUAGUUCUUCAGAUAAAAAGAGUGACAAAACAGGAACGAGACCAGAGGAUAGUAAAGCCCUGAAAGAUGAAAAUCUACCUCCCGUAAUCUGCCAAGAUGUAGAAAAUCUUCAGAAGUUUGUAAAAGAGCAGAAGCAGGUCCAGGAAGAAAUUAGUCGAAUGUCCUCCAAAGCAAUGCUCAAAGUGCAGGAAGACAUUAAAGCUUUGAAGCAACUUUUAUCAGUCGCCGCCAGUGGAUUACAGAGAAACACUCUUAAUAUUGAUAAGCUGAAAGUGGAAACUGCUCAGGAGCUUAAAAAUGCUGAAAUAGCAUUAAGAACACAGAAAACGCCGCCUGGCCUUCAGCAUGAAAAUUCAGCACCAGCAGACUACUUCAGGAUCUUGGUUGAACAGUUUGAAGUACAACUGCAGCAGUACAGACAACAAAUUGAAGAACUGGAAAACCAUCUUGCCACCCAGGCAAACAAUUCCCAUAUAACCCCACAAGAUUUAUCCAUGGCUAUGCAGAAAAUCUAUCAGACAUUUGUAGCUUUAGCUGCACAACUUCAAUCCGUACAUGAAAAUGUGAAGAUGCUCAAAGACCAGUAUCUUGGUUACAGAAAAACCUUUUUGGGGGAUGCUGUGGAUGUGUUUGAGGCCAGGCGAGCAGAAGCAAAGAAGUGGCAGACGGCCCCGCGUGUUACUACUGGACCGACCCCUUUCAGCAGCAUACCAAAUGCCGCAGCUGUUGCCAUGGCUGCAACACUUACCCAGCAGCAACAGCCUGCUACAGGGCCACAGCCGUCUCUGGGAGUUAGUUUUGGAACGCCAUUCGGUUCAGGUAUUGGCACUGGCUUGCAAUCAAGUGGCUUAGGGUCUUCAAGCCUUGGAGGGUUUGGAAGUAGCUCUGCUUUUGGAAGCAGUGGCACGGGUGCACCAUCUUUUGGAUUUGGAGCUACAAAUAAGCCUUCAGGAAGCCUUAGUGCAGGCUUUGGCAGUUCGAGCACAUCUGGGUUUAACUUCAGCAAUCCUGGCAUCACGGCAUCUGCUGGCCUGACUUUUGGGGUGUCCAACCCAGCCUCUGCAAGUUUUGGCACAGGAGGACAGCUUCUCCAGCUGAAGAAACCCCCAGCUGGGAACAAGAGGGGGAAAAGAUAAAUGUGAAAAGGGGGGUGGGAGGGCUAGGGUCAGAGAAAAGGGACAACUCAUUGGCCUAAGUCAUCCUGGGGUGAAAUCUAUUUUUUUAAGCUGAUAUAUAGUAGGUGCUCUGUGUCCUUGGAGAUUUAUAACAUUUUGCUACUUCUUCCCAUUCUGGAUUAUAAAACGUAAUUGUAACAAACAGCUAUUUUUUGGGUGACUCAGAACUCACGUAAGAAUCCUUUUUUGUGGGGGGGGAUCAUAGUUUUUAGAUAUGCACUUCAUUAUUAAGAAACUGUGUAAAACCAUCUAUUUAACCUAAGAUUAGUAACAGGAUAUUUUUGUUAAUAUGCUUUAAACCAUAUAGAGAGAUGCAUAUUUGGUUUCCUUGUACAGGUAAAGUAUAUUCUAGUACAAAUGCUUGAGUCCAUGUCUUCUGUUUCUUGAUAUGGCCUUUUAAAAAACAUCAGGGUGGUUUUGUGAAUAUGUGUGUAAAUAUAUACAGUAUAAACGCACACUCGGAUAUGUAUAUGGGUACAUACCAUGCAUUUCAGACCUUGUCUUGUAAGACAGAACGUUUUCAAGUUUGUGUUUUGGGUUCUUUCUCCCCUCCCAUGUUGUGGCAGCAUAUUGGAAAACCAGCUGUAACAUUUACUAGUGCAUGUGAGACAUUGUGGGCUGUUUUGUCUGUUUUCCAUUUCUGUUUUGUUUUCCAUUCAGUGCUUUAAAUGAACUGGAUGUUCAAUGUAAACGUUCUCAGACUGGUUUGGUUCUCAGCUGUGACAGUGUGUCUUUGCUGUACAGUUGCUCAACUGCAGCCACGUGAACUACAGGUAGAUUUUUGGAGAGCUGAUGACUGAUUAGUGCAUUCUGAAACGGCCUUAGUUUUCACAAACAGCUCACACAAGAUGGGGAUGUUUUGGAACAGAUGGGUCCACUGUUUUAGGGCUCACUUCCAUCCUAGAGCAGACAGUCUCUGCUUCUCUCGUCAUUCUGCAUGAAUUGAUGCUUAGGCAUGGUAAGAGGCUACGAAGGGUCGAUCACGGCAGGACACUUGAGAGUAAACUACAAUAUUUGACACAAUUACAAUAGUAAUAGCCUUGCAUUAGUUGAGCUGUAUCUCCAGCUCAGUGAAUGUUUUAAAACAGAAACAACAGGAACAUUUAUUGCCUUAAAUGAGGGACUACAGUCAUAGUCCUUGAACUGUGUUGCCAGCACAGACCCCAUUCACUUCACUGGGGCUUGUGCUAGGCCAUCUCUUUUGAGGGCCGGGCUGUAAAUUAGCCCAUCAUAUCAUUGCUCUGUGUGUGUGCGUGUGUGUGUUGUGUACAGAAUUUUUGUGAGGUCUAGCCUUUUUACACAAAGAAUAUUUUGUAUAUAAUUCCAAGCAGAUAUUCAUAGUUCUCAUCUAGGCACCUUUAAAAACAAAAAGAUAAGUCGCGCACGUAUGUAUUCUCUGGUUUUGAAGUUGGUUGCUUUCAGGCAUUACUAUUUUUGUAAGUUCUGCCAGCGUUUUUUGUCUUCAUUGGACAGCAAGUCAUCCGGCAAAUGUGUGAGUCCUGAGUGUGAUGCAUUCAGAAGUAAGGGGAAUAGCUUACUUAACACAAGUCUUUUCACCUUUAUAUAUGAAGUAUGGGCCGUUUUUCUUUUGGAAGGAGGAAGAAAUUAAACUUGACAGAAUUAAGGAAAACUUAAAAACAAAUUUCAGGCCACAGUUCUGUUUUGAAUUUGUAUUUGAGCUCCAGCAAAAAAGAUGUGCAAACUUGGAUGUAUGUUAACUGCUUUUUACAAUAUUAAAAUGUUAAAAUUUCUUUGUAUAUAAUUUGUGAACCUAUUUUUUUAACUGUGUUGUCUUUGUCCAUAUGUGCAUCUUUUCUGUUCUACAAAUAAUAAAACGGAUUGAAGUGUGGUGUGUCAA